Heterocephalus glaber (naked mole-rat) is the source of this 5567-nucleotide messenger RNA. RefSeq names its product ataxin 3 (gene Atxn3). Gene Ontology annotation, cellular component: nucleus. Gene Ontology annotation, molecular function: cysteine-type deubiquitinase activity. Lineage: Eukaryota; Metazoa; Chordata; Mammalia; Rodentia; Bathyergidae. Gene Ontology annotation, biological process: protein deubiquitination. The record is from RefSeq and is a predicted model, not a curated record.
GGAGGGGUGGGACCGGGACCCGCAUUGGGGGCGGAGCUGGAGGGGGUUGGUUCUGCGCGGGGCCGUUGGCUCCAGACAAAUAAACAUGGAGUCCAUCUUCCACGAGAAACAAGAAGGAUCACUUUGUGCUCAACAUUGCCUAAAUAAUCUACUGCAAGGAGAAUAUUUUAGCCCUGUGGAAUUAUCCUCAAUUGCUCAUCAGCUAGAUGAAGAAGAAAGGAUGAGAAUGGCAGAAGGAGGAGUCACUAGUGAAGACUAUCGCACAUUUUUACAGCAGCCUUCUGGAAACAUGGAUGACAGUGGCUUUUUCUCUAUUCAAGUUAUAAGCAAUGCCUUGAAAGUUUGGGGUUUGGAACUAAUCCUGUUCAACAGUCCAGAGUAUCAGAGGCUCAGGAUCGAUCCUAUAAAUGAAAAAUCAUUUAUAUGCAAUUAUAAAGAACACUGGUUUACAGUUAGAAAAUUAGGAAAACAGUGGUUUAACUUGAAUUCUCUCUUGACGGGUCCAGAAUUAAUAUCAGAUACAUACCUUGCACUUUUCUUGGCUCAAUUACAACAGGAAGGUUACUCUAUAUUUGUCGUUAAGGGUGAUCUGCCAGAUUGUGAAGCUGACCAACUUCUCCAGAUGAUCAGGGUCCAACAGAUGCAUCGACCAAAACUUCUUGGAGAAGAAUUAGCACAACUGAAAGAGCAGAGAGUCCUUAAAACAGACCUGGAACAAGUCUUAGAAGGAAAUGAUGGAUCGGGAAUGUUAGAUGAAGAUGAGGAGGAUUUGCAGAGGGCUCUGGCACUAAGUCGUCAGGAAAUUGACAUGGAAGAUGAAGAAGCAGAUCUCCGCAGGGCUAUUCAGCUCAGUAUGCAAGGUAGUUCCAGUAUAUCUCAAGAUGUUCCACAGACAUCAGGUACAAAUCUUACAUUUGAAGAACUGCGGAAAAGAAGAGAAGCCUACUUUGAAAAACAGCAGCAGCAGCAGCAGCAGCAGACAGAUCCACCAGGACAGGCUUCACAGCCUUGUGAAAGGCCGACCACAAGUUCAGGAGGACUUGGGAGUGAUCUAGGUGAUUCUAUGAGUGAAGAAGACAUGCUUCAGGCAGCUGUGACCAUGUCUUUAGAAACUGUUACAAAUAAUUUGAAAACAGAAGGGAAAAAAUAAUAUCUUUUAAAAUCAUUUACAUAUUCAUACUUUCCAACACUGUCCUUUGUGAUUACAGCAUAGGGUCCAUUUUGGUAAUGUAUCAAAGAGAACAUUGUUCAUCAGAGGAAAUGUUUAGGUGGCUUGCAAACAAAAUGAGAAAGUAGAAAAUGUGUCAAUUGUAGGAAUAAAUAAUGAUCCACCAAAGAGGCAUUCAGCAAUUAAAGAAAUUUAAAUAGUCUUCUAAACUUUGGUUUUUCUUUUCUGAGGGUGCAAUAUCUAAUGUGUCUAAAAUUAGGGCAUCUUUCUUGGCUCUUUUUGCAGACCACCUAAUUAGCUCUUGCCAUGGAACUUGUCCAUAUGGUUUUCUUUUUUUCUUCUGUUAUAAGUAAUUUUGCACACUUUCAACAUCUAAUAAUUGGUUUUAAUUCUCACUAACCAAAUUAACCUUUCAGGAAAGUGUCUCUUGUCUUGAUAAUAAUAGUGAUUCUAGAAGGAUAAACCUCCCCCCUCCCACCCACUACAUAUGCCAUGCAUGGUGAUGUUUUCUUUGAUCACAAUUUCUUUGUUACCUGGUUUUCAUUAUUUUUCUACAAUUCCUUUGAAAAAGUGAUAACCUUUUCUGAGGUUUUGCUUUUCUUAAGCCUUGUACAGUGGGAUCAUUAUUUCAUGACUUUGGUGCAUUCCUAAAUUCUAAAAUCAGCUCUGCACAAAUUUUUGAGAAUAAAUGAGCAUUUUAAAAAAAUGUAUAAGCAUUUGUUUUCCCAGAUGCUUUAUGAAUGUCUUUUCAAUUAUGUCACAACUUUACAGCUUUGUUGUAGCCCUUUUUUCCUGCCUUAUUAUUUCCUUCUCCAGUUGAUAAAAGUAGGGGAAGCAUAGUAUGCAAGCAGAUUUCCUUCUGCUAGAAGACUUAACAUAUAUACCCACCAUGAAUGUAUGAUAAUGCAAUUUGGCCUUUAACUUUAAUAGCAGUUUCAUUUUAUUUUUGUUCUUUUGUGACUAGAGCUUUGUGUUCUAUUUAUAGUGGAGUCAUGGAUUGUAGACUUCUACUUCACAUUUUCUAAUAGGUAUAACUUGCCAGGGAUGGUGAUCUGAAACGUGAAAAUAAUGUAAUAAUGAAAAUAUAUUUAAAUGUACACUGUUAUUUGACAGUUGCAUCAUGUUUAAAUAGCUUAAGAUUUAUAGAAGUCACAGUAAUUAUUGGGUCUGUAAAUAAGAAAGUCCUUAGUUUUGAUAAACAUUCUUUAACUGAGAUGCACAGAGUUUCUUGUUUGGUCAAUAUACUAGUAGUAUGAUUUUGGUGAUUAACCAUCUGUUUCUGAAAUGGGCCAUUUAGCUUCUGUUCCCUGUUCCUCAUCCCCUUUUGAAGCCCUUUUGAAUGUUGCCUUAUUCAUAAGCUAAACUUCAAGAAGAAAUUUCAAGCAACAAUUUAAGAAAAGUAAAGUAUAGUGUGUUACCCUACUGCUUUGUAGUUACACACAUUUUAUCAGGGAAAGUUUGGAUCUAGGAUUUAUUGUUAACUGAAAAAAGAUUAAAGUAUUUUUUAUUUAUGAUUAUGAAAUACCUUUUGCUUGGAUAGAGGUUUUUUUUUUUGACACAGGGUCUUGCUAUGUAGUUCAGGCUGUCCUUGAACUCACUAUGUACCCCAGGUUGGCCUUGAACUCACAGCGAUCCUCCUGCCUUAGCCUUCAGAGCGCUAGGAUUAGAGUCGUGGGCUACCAUGCCUGCCCCUACGACAGAUAUUUGGAGUCAUUAUUUUGUGCCAAUUAGUUUUCUAAAAUGUCUCUUAUACAAAAUUAGUUUUAUUUUAAAAUCUAAAGUUUUAACAAUUGAAAAUGUUUCAGAAGAAUUAUAGGGAUAUCCUUUGAGAGUUCAGGAAUACUCCCUCAAGAUUUACAAAGCUGAAUAUUUUAAGACUGAAUAUUUAUGCAGUUAUCCCCAAUGUCCUGGUCAUAUUUUCCAUGAGUAUUUGGCCUUUACCUUUUCCUAUUGAAUAAUUACAUUAAACUUUUCAUGCACUUGAAUUGAUGAACUACCUAAUAGAAAAAUAAAACCAGUAUGCAUUUAAAGUUUUAACUGUAGAGUUUAUAAAGUUCAUAUAUUACACACCCUGGCUAAAGUACUUAAGAAAAUAUAGCAUGUUGACCUUCAUAGGUUAGGGACUUUUUAAAGCAGAGCUGAGCACACACUGGAUAUGUUUGAAUGUGUUUUACUUUGUUGUGAAAUUGUUAUAUUUGGCAGACAGAUUCAGAAUCACCGUCUUGUUUGGAUUGGCUUAAAUUUAUCUGAACAUUUAUAUUCCCUUUUUUUCUUUUCUUUUUUUUUUUUUUUUGAGAGGGGCUCUUGCCGUGUAGUUCAGCCUGACUUAGACCUCAGUGUGUAGCACAGGCUGGCCUCAGACUCACAGUGAUCUUCUUCCUCAGCCUUCCAAGUUCUGGGGUUACUCCAUUUCUUUCUUGAUUAGCCAGUAUGAAAAGAUGCCAAUGCUUAUAACCUUACUAUUAAAAAGUUUAGGUUUUACAAAGCUAUAAUUCAUAUGUCAGAAACUACCCUUUACUGUAAACUACCUGUAAGAAAGGAAGAAGUAAAUUCACAAUAACUCUCCUGCUAAAAACUUUAUAAAGAUUUCCAUUUUGCUUUACCAAUUGGGAAGACUUUAAUGUUUAAUAUUUAAACUAAUGGUAUCAUUUUUCUAAUGUAUAAUUUGUAUUACCAGAAUAAAAUAUGUACAGUGGUGAUGCUAGUGUUACAAGUAAAGUUUAAGCAAACUUUGGAAAUACCACUUUCAUAUUUUUAGGUAUCAUGGAUUUAAUAAGUAGUUAUUUAUGUUUUAAAAUUUCAGAGUUAACCUCUGAUGGGAAAUAGUCAAUGUACUUUUUUAUAGUAAUUAACAUACAGAUAUUUCAGUAAUGUAAAUUGUUUGAAGUGGUUGCUGCAGGUAAACUAAUAUUCUAAGGUCUUGGCCAAAUAAUUUACAAUUCACCGAACAUUUUGUUUAAGAAGGUGCUUUUUAAAAAAAAAAACUUGAUUUUUCUUAAUUAAGGCUUUAUUCAUAAUGCCAAAGUUAAAGAAGAAAGCUCAAAACUAGUUUAGUAUUAUUAUAGGCAAAAACUACCAGUAGUCUAUAUUGUUUCAUUUAAUAUCGUUGACAAAAUGAAUUUUAUUCUAGUCAGAGCUGAAGUCACAUUUUAAAUAUAUGUUUGAUAUUUUUUAAAAAUCAUGCUGGUGUCAAGAGUUACUAAAUUCUUAACACUGGCCCACUAGACUGGAAAUCCAAAGAUUGAUUUCAGUGCAUAAUCAAAAUACAGUAAUUUAAAAGUCAUAAAUUGAAAAAUCUUGAUGUUUUAAGUUAUUAGGAUUCAGUAAUAUUGAGACCUCCUAUUAAAAACUUUAUCUGUCAAAUGAGGGUAUAGUUCAGUUGUAAGAGUUCUUGCCUAGCACCACCAAAACAACCAAAAAAACCAGCUUUAUGUGCAGUUGGAGAGGCCUUAGGCCACCAAUGUUUUCAAAAUGAAUUGUUAUAUUUGAGACCUAACACGUAUGGAGAUAGUGAUAUAGUGACCUUAAGAAGAAGAAACAGAUUGGAUCAACUAAUUGUUUCAGCAAUGUAAAUAAUUUUUUCAGAAUAAAAGCCCUCAUUCCUAGUCCCUUUAUAACUAGCAUCUUUUGCUAAAGAAAUCAACACGCUUUGUACUUUUUGAAGUCUUAUAUGUGUUCUUUCAUGAAUGAAAAGAUAGUGACAUGGUUAGUUCUUGAAUUUCGAUUAGUUUGAAGAAUUCUUUUACUGUUUUUGUUUUUUCCAAAACAAAUUUUUACCAAAUUUUAAGAAUACUAAUAUAAUUUUUAAAUAUAUGGCAACUGGCAUGUUUAAUAAUAGCAUAUUAAUAUUCUUUUUAGACUGGAUACAUAGACAAAGCAGUGGGAAGCAUUAGCAAAAUGUAUGUGGAGAUUCCUGAUUUGUUUAGGAAGCACUCUGUUAUCUUUUGCAUAGUCCAAAGGUGAAUGUUUCCUGGGAUUUUUUAAUGCUUUUUUUUUUCUUUUUGAAAGAGAAAAACAAAUUUGGACUGUGAUUAUCUAAUUUCUACAACACUGGACUACUAGGAGUAACUUUUAAAAAAUUACUGUUGUUCUGUAUAAAUUUUUGAAAUUCACAUACAAAAACACAUGUGAAAGAAAAGCCGUUGUCUUUUGGCCAUGAUAUAAGUGCACUGUGGCAGUGCUGUUUGCUCAGGACCCAACCCUGCAGCCCUUUGGUGUGUGCCCUCUCCUGUAGAGUCCUUGCUGUUAAUCCACACACAGGCCUUCCUGUCUUGUCCUCCAAAAGCUGGGCUUCCAAAGCACUGUUGAGCACUGAGGAUUCUGUUGUUGAUGUGGAUGUUCAAUGAGUUGUAUUUUAAAUAUCAAAGACUAUUAAAUAAAGAGAAUGUUUGCUUUUGUA